CCCUUCCGGGUAUACCUGCUUAUGCCCGUAUCCCUCGGCUGCAGACGACAGACAUGGUCGGCUGGAGAAGCAAAUGUUGACAAUGUUCUUCACGAAUUUUGCAGUUUGAGCCCAUGUUCGCCUGACACCCUUUGGCACCAGAGUGGGCAUCGAGAUGGACUGGUUGGUGGGCUGUGUGGCGUUGGUCCACCUUGUUGUGGCACCAUACACGAAGGUAGAAGAGAGUUUCAACCUCCAGGCUUGUCAUGAUCUACUCUAUCAUGGAAUACACCUCAGCCAGUACGACCACUUAGAAUUCCCAGGUGUUGUGCCAAGGACCUUUGUUGGACCACUUGUCGUUUCUGCAAUUGCUUACCCAGUUGUGGCCAUUAUUAAACUACUUGGCCUUUCUAAGUUUCUAGCCCAGUAUGUUGUGCGAGCAGUAUUAGGGCUUCUUGUAAUCUUGGCUUGGCGCCGAUUCCGAAAACAACUACAGGAGAGCUUUGGCCCAUCUGUUACCUUCUGGUUCACCCUCAUCACUGCCUCCCAGUUCCACUUCAUGUAUUACCUAAGUCGCCCACUACCCAAUACCUUUGCUCUUGCUAUAGCCCUCCUCACCUUCUCAUACUGGCUAGAGCAUCGCCAUGGCCCACUCAUUUGGACAUCAGGAGUUGCAGUCUUGAUAUUCCGAUCAGAGUUGUGUCUUCUAUUGGGGCCAAUGCUACUCCUUGACCUUACGACUCGGAGACUGCUUACAGUUCCAUUCCUGAAAUAUGCAAUACCAGCAGGACUGUUGUGCCUCGUCACCACACUGACCAUAGACUCUUUCUUCUGGAAACGACUCCUAUGGCCUGAAGGAGAAGUCUUUUGGUUUAAUACCUACAAGAACCAGAGUCACAAUUAUGGAACAUCACCCUUUUUGUGGUAUUGGUACUCAGCACUCCCUAGAGCCCUAGGCUUAAGUAUCCUUCUUGUCCCUUUUGGCAUUGCACUGGAUAAGAGACUGCAGGUUCUGGUAACUCCUGCUUUUAUCUUUGUGGCAGCCUACUCCAUCCUGCCUCAUAAGGAACUGCGUUUCAUUAUCUACGUCUUCCCCAUUCUCAAUGUUGCUGCUGCUAGAGCAUGCCAUUUUCUCUGGGAAGGGAGAGACAAGUCUACCAGCCGUCAGCUCUUAGCUGUUGGGUCAGCACUGCACCUGGUGGGUAAUGUGGUGUUCACAACCUUUUUGCUUACCAUCUCGGCCAACAACUAUCCAGGAGGUGUGGCUGUACAAAAGUUACAUCAGAUAGUUCCUCAGGAUAUGAAUGUCAGUGUCCACAUUGAUAACUUUUCAGCACAGACUGGAGUAUCAAGAUUCACACAGCUUCAUGAUCACUGGAGAUAUAACAAAACUGAACAUUUGAAAGCUGGAGGGCCAGAAUUAAGAUCAUUCACCCACUUGUUGGUUGAAGGCAAAUCCAAAUAUUCAUACAGUCUCAAACAUUACACAACCUCGCAUCAGAUCCUCACUUCAGUGGAAUCAUUCUCGCACCUGAGCUUCAAUUAUCAGCAGUUUCCCCCUGUGAAGGUUAGGGUGAAGCCAUCUAUCUUUGUCCUGAAAAAUCUGGUGGAGGAAGAUAUUGACUGGUCAUGGCUACCGAAGGAAGAUGGAGAAAAGGAUGAAUUAGAAGAAAUGAGAAGUGAAGAAGAGGAGGUUGUCCAUGAAGAAGAAAAAGCUGAAGAAAUUAUCCAACAGGAAGAGGAAAAAGAAAAGGAAGAAGAAGGAGAAGAACAAGAUCAAGAUCAAGAUCAAGAUCAAGAUCAAGAUCAAGAUCAAGAGGACCAGGAGGAGGAGAUAAAGGAACAGGAGCAGGAGGAUGAGAAUCAAAUUUUUGAAGAAAGUGUAGAUGAAUCUAAAGCAGCCGAGGAAAAGCCGAAAGAUGAGGAAGAGAUUGUGAAGGAUGAAUCACUUCAAGAAGAGGAUGACUCUAUAAAUACAGAAGAAGAAAUUGGAGAAACAUUAGACAGUGAUGCAGGAGAAACACAAGAGGAAAAGGUGGAGCAGCAGGAGGAGGAGGAAGAGGAGGAGCAGGAGGAGGAGAAGGAGCAGGCUACUGAGGAGCCUAGACUUCCAGAGCUUGGUUGUUUUAUGCCAGAAGGGGAAGUUUACGAUGUUAGUGGUGAAGGUGAAGUCCUGGAUAAGCAACCUUCAUACGUGAAUGAAGUGUUGAUGGAAGGUGAAGAGAAAGCAGAUAGUGACAGUGAACAGUUUUGUUAUGGCAGUGAGAGUGAUGAUUGCCAACUUUUGGAAACAGGAGAAAAUGAUAAUAGAGCAAAUGAGAAUAAUCCCAGCAAAAUGGAAAUGGAAAACCAAGAAGAUACCAGUGUAGAAGCAGAAGAGGAAGAAAACAGAUUUGUUGAAAUAGCAUAUGAGACAAAGGAAGCAGAUGCCAAACCUGAUGAGAGUGAAGUAAGUGUCAAAGAGUUACCUAGUGACAUCCCUGUAACAUCCUUACCCCUGAGUGAAAGUAAUCAGGAGAAAGUAAAGGAAGUGAAAACCUAAGUUUUUAUACUGUGGGAUUGCCUGAGGGUGAAAUGUCAGUAGUUAGUGUCUAUGAAUGAAGAUUAGACUGAAGUAGACAUUCAUUAUUUAAUUGAUAUAAUGUUAGACUCUCUGUUUUCAUAUUCAAGCAAUAACAUAAGAUUAGAUUGUCUCCCAUCUUUACUCAAGAACGCUGCAUGACACUAUUUUUUCUCUCAUUUUCCACACUUUGCUCAAAUUUUCUUAACUUCUGUGUUUUGUAAAUCUUGUGAAGACUCCUCAAUUUAGCACAUCAUAAAUUCUUUUAUGAGAUAUUCUGAGAAAUAAAUAUUUGCUGUGUCUCAGCAAUACAUUUAGAAAUAAUUUAAGUGAGGAAAAAUGAAGUUAUGAUGUGCAAGAGCUGGACAAUAAUUUUAUAGGUUGUUUACAUACAGUCAUGCUGUGUUCCAAAGUUUGAAAAUAUUUAGCGUCCAUAGAUGCACUCUAAGCUACUGUAGGGUACUGCUCCUAGAAGUGCCUUUGUAGAUAUGCUAUAGAUGUAAAGCCUAUAUUUUUGUGAUGAAUAAUAUGUGUUUUGAUGCCACAUAGUUUACCAUAUUUUAAGUGUUUGGUACAGUUGAAUUGAGAAGAGAAUUAGUAAAUUCUUAUCUUAAUAUAAUUAUUCUUUCUUGUUGAAUGCAUUGCUGGUCAAGAUUAUGGAUCUGUACAGUGAAUUAGAUCAAACUUUGUUAACUUGUUUCAUCAUUCAUAAGUUGUUCAUUAACCAAUAUUAAAUACUUAAAGAGAGCUGUAUAGUACUGCCUAGGAGUAGAAAACUAAUAGUACCAUAAACAUAGUACUCAUCUACAUCUUUCUGAUGAAUGCAAGGGGUCAAUACCAUUAGUUAAUUUCUCUUACAUGCCACCUUGAUUUACCGAAAAUAAGAGCAAAACAUAUGAAUGAAAUGUGUAUACUAAUGUGGUAAGUUUUUGAUGAAGAGGCCAGAAGUAUAGGAAGCUUUAUUUACAAAUUAGGAAAACUUCAGUUACACAAGUUGGUUGUUUUGUAGUGAAGGUUCAUGGAUAUAUAGAGAUGCAGCAACACUGACUUGGUCUAAGUUAUUUUAUUGUCUCCAUGCAUACUACAAGGCACUGUGACAGGGGUUAGGUGUGUCUUAUGAGUCUUAUUGAUAUCAUGUGAUCACCUAAGGAAAGUGGGAUGACACUGCUUGAUUUAAUCAUUUAUAAGGAAGAUGUAUUAUAUUCCAGUUUCUUUAAGAUCUUCAAGUUAUAAGAUAACUUUAGAACUUAGAGACAAAUAUUAUUGUAAGAAUAAUAUUUCCCUCGUUUCAUGUUAAACCAAAAGGUGUUUAACAUUUGAAAGACUUCCAUGUUCAUCGCAUGUUUUCCAUUGGUGAAUGUAUUUAAGGAUGUGUGGUAGUUUGUAGCUGGCUUUUGAGUGAUUUAACAAAAGUAAUGUGUGAAAUUAACAAGUUUAGAAUACCUUAA
Molecule: messenger RNA, 3987 nt
Organism: Penaeus monodon (black tiger shrimp)
Lineage: Eukaryota; Metazoa; Arthropoda; Malacostraca; Decapoda; Penaeidae
Gene: Alg12
Product: dol-P-Man:Man(7)GlcNAc(2)-PP-Dol alpha-1,6-mannosyltransferase-like
Exons: 10
Coding region: 155-2521 (788 amino acids)
Biological process (GO): protein N-linked glycosylation
Cellular component (GO): endoplasmic reticulum membrane
Molecular function (GO): alpha-1,6-mannosyltransferase activity
Source: RefSeq, a predicted model, not a curated record